Molecule: messenger RNA, 10399 nt
Organism: Meriones unguiculatus (Mongolian gerbil)
Lineage: Eukaryota; Metazoa; Chordata; Mammalia; Rodentia; Muridae
Gene: Ppp1r9a
Product: protein phosphatase 1 regulatory subunit 9A
Exons: 21
Coding region: 598-4572 (1324 amino acids)
Biological process (GO): calcium-mediated signaling; actin filament organization; neuron projection development
Cellular component (GO): dendrite; postsynaptic density; actin cytoskeleton
Molecular function (GO): actin filament binding
Source: RefSeq, a predicted model, not a curated record
GAGCGCCGGGGCGAGCAGCGGAGGCAUUAUCCGCGCGGGAUCUAUUGUUUCCCGGCACCCGGGGAGGGGAAGAAAAAAAAAAAAAAAAGAAAAAAAAAAAAAAAACCCAGAGGCAUUUGUGCUCAUCACCCUGUCAUUUGCUCGCUCUCUGCCUUACGUGGCCCGGGAGCUCGGCUCUUCCCCGGUGCCACACACUCGGGAUCCGCCUGGCAGCCGCCGGGAGCCGCAACCAAUGUGUUAGGACUUCAGGUGCUUCUUGGCACAAAAGCUAGCCUGCGACCUCCUCCCGUAGCGCUUGGCGUCACCUGCUCUCCCGGCCCUGCCCCGGGGGCCCGAGGGAUUGCGUCCCGAACCGGGCUUGGGAAUCGGCCGCCUCUCAAAUGAGCCCCUAGUCUUGCUUGAAAAAACCAUUUUGUGUAACUCUUGACUGUGAAUAAAUUUCUGAUACACCUGUUGGGAUCAUCACUGGAAAAGUGUGCCAUUUGAGAGGUCCUACUUGGCCCGUUACUGGGGCUUAGGAAGAGAGGUUUUUUUUUUUUCUUUUGUUGUUUUCCCCCCCAUCACUAUGAGCAUUGGCUUUUCAGCCUUGAAGUAAACAUGUUGAAAGCUGAAUCUUCAGGUGAACGAACCACUCUCCGAAGUGCCUCUCCUCACAGGAAUGCUUACAGAACAGAGUUCCAGGCACUGAAAAGUACUUUUGACAAACCCAAGUCAGAUGGGGAACAGAAAACGAAAGAAGGUGAGGGCUCUCAGCAGAGCCGGGGGAGGAAAUAUGGCUCCAAUGUCAACAGAAUUAAAAACCUGUUUAUGCAGAUGGGUAUGGAGCCCAAUGAGAAUGCUGCCAUCGUCGCCAAAACGAGGGGGAAGGGUAGAUCUUCAUCCCCUCAGAGAAGAAUGAAGCCCAAAGAAUUUGUGGAGAAGACGGAUGGCUCAGUGGUUAAGUUGGAGUCCUCUGUCUCAGAACGAAUUAGUAGGUUUGAUACCAUGCACGAUGGCCCUUCCUAUGCUAAGUUCACAGAGACUCGAAAGAUGUUUGAGAGAAGUGUGCAUGAGUCAGGGCAAAAUAAUCGCUAUUCCCCAAAGAAAGAGAAAGCUGGAGGGACUGAACCACAGGACGAGUGGGGUGGCGCCAAGUCCAACAGAGGCAGCAGUGAUUCCUUGGACAGCCUGAGUCCCCGGACUGAGGCUGUCUCCCCAACUGUGAGUCAACUGAGUGCAGUCUUUGAGAACACCGAGUCUCCAGGUGCCAUCAUUUCUGAGAAGGCUGAGAACAGUGACUACUCGGUGACUGGGCAUUACCCCCUGAAUCUACCAUCUGUUACUGUUACCAAUUUGGAUACCUUUGGCCGACUCAAGGAUUCUCAUUCGAGGCCUUCUUCAGAUAAACAAGGUGUUGAUGCAGAGGAUGCUGAGAAGAGUAAUGCUGUUCUAGUACCAGAAGUGGCUCAGAAAGGUACCUGUCUGGCUUCGUUGCCUGGUGAAGAGAGACAGCCGAGCACAGAAGCUGAGGACUUCACAUCUCACCCAGAGUCUCCAGAGAGCAUUGACAAAGACAGUCCUGAAGAACCCUCUGCUGAAAACCAGGCAAUGCCAAAGUCUCGUAUCUUUUCACCACGAAACGAACAGUUAGAAGAUGCUGAGGCUAAUGUGGUUGGGAGUGAGACAGCAGUGCCACAGAAGAAGGAGCUUACAGGUGGUGAUCUGACCUCUCCCGAUGCGUCUGCAUCCAGCUGUGGAAGAGAAGUACCUGAAGACUCAAAUAAUUUUGAGAGUUCCCAUGUAUACAUGCACAGUGACUAUAAUGUAUACAGGGUGAGAUCCAGGUACAACUCAGACUGGGGAGAGACAGGCACAGAGCAAGACGAAGAGGACGACAGUGAUGAGAACAAUUACUAUCAGCCCGAUAUGGAAUACUCUGAAAUUGUAGGGUUGCCUGAAGAAGAAGAAAUCCCAGCAAAUAGGAAAAUUAAGUUUAGUUGUGCUCCGAUUAAGGUUUUCAACACAUACUCCAAUGAAGACUAUGACAGGAGAAAUGAUGAAGUUGACCCUGUGGCUGCCUCUGCUGAGUAUGAACUUGAAAAGCGAGUAGAAAAGCUGGAACUUUUCCCGGUCGAACUGGAGAAAGAUGAGGAUGGGCUCGGCAUAAGCAUUAUUGGAAUGGGAGUUGGUGCUGACGCUGGACUGGAGAAGCUGGGGAUAUUUGUCAAGACAGUGACAGAUGGAGGUGCUGCUCAGCGGGAUGGCAGGAUCCAAGUCAAUGACCAGAUUGUGGAAGUGGAUGGAAUCAGCCUGGUGGGCGUCACACAGAAUUUUGCUGCAACUGUUCUGCGAAAUACCAAGGGAAAUGUCAGGUUUGUUAUUGGGCGAGAAAAACCAGGACAAGUGAGCGAGGUUGCCCAGUUGAUAAGCCAGACCCUGGAACAAGAGAGGCGCCAGAGGGAGCUGCUGGAGCGCCACUAUGCCCAGUAUGAUGCCGAUGACGAUGAGAACACUGUGGCUGAAUUACAAGGAAUGUCUGGCAACUGCAAUAACAAUAACAACCGUUUCCUUAAGACUGGAGAGUAUGCCACUGAUGAAGAAGAGGAUGAGGUCGGCCCCAUUCUUCCUGGCAGUGACAUGGCCAUUGAAGUCUUUGAGCUCCCUGAAAAUGAGGACAUGUUUUCCCCAUCUGACCUGGACACCAGCAAGCUCAGUCACAAGUUCAAAGAGUUGCAAAUCAAACACGCAGUUACAGAAGCAGAGAUUCAAAAAUUGAAGACCAAGCUGCAAGCGGCAGAAAAUGAGAAAGUAAGGUGGGAACUAGAAAAAAACCAACUUCAACAGAAUAUCGAAGAGAAUAAAGAAAGAAUGCUAAAGUUGGAGAGCUACUGGAUUGAGGCACAGACAUUAUGUCACACCGUGAAUGAGCAUCUCAAAGAGACUCAAAGCCAGUAUCAGGCCUUAGAAAAGAAAUACAACAAAGCAAAGAAGCUGAUCAAGGAUUUUCAACAAAAAGAGCUCGAUUUCAUCAAGAGACAGGAAGUAGAAAGAAAGAAGCUAGAAGAGGUGGAAAAGGCUCACCUGGUGGAAGUCCAAGGCCUGCAAGUGCGGAUCAGAGAUUUGGAGGCUGAGGUGUUCCGACUGCUGAAGCAAAAUGGGACCCAAGUUAACAACAACAACAACAUCUUUGAGAGAAGAACAUCUCCCGGGGAAGUCUCGAAGGGAGACACGAUGGAGAAUGUGGAAGUCAAGCAAACAUCCUGUCAGGACGGCUUGAGUCAAGACUUCAAUGAAGCAGUGCCUGAGACAGAGCGUCUAGAUUCGAAAGCACUGAAAACUCGGGCCCAGCUCUCUGUGAAGAACAGGCGUCAGCGGCCCACGAGGACGCGGCUCUAUGACAGUGUCAGCUCGACUGAUGGGGAGGACAGCCUGGAGCGAAAGGGUUGGAGAGUUUCUUCUCCAGAAUCAGAGUCUGGCGUCACACUCCUCACCCCUGUGGCUAGCCAUAGGGCCCUCUCAUCUCCCCACAUGACUGAGUCUCAAGAAGGAUCACAGCAGCCAGAAAGGGACCCUUUCUCCUCUGUCUCGGGAGACACUUCGCCCUCCUCACCUUCAAAAUCUGAUCACGAUCAGGAAGACUCUCCUUGCCACCGCCAAGCCACCAAGAAAACAUUACAAGAGAAAGAGGAUGCCAAUUCUCCUAAAUCACUAAGAUCAUCUAGUUCAUUCGUGGUACAAGGAGGAAAAUUUAAGCAGAAGUUUGUGGAUCUGGGGGCACCUUUGCGAAGGAACCCCAACAAGGGGAAGAAGUGGAAAGAAAAAGAAAAGGAAGCCAGUAGGUUUUCUGCAGGUAGCAGAAUCUUCAGAAGCAAGUUGGAAAACUGGAAAGCCAAGCCACCCUCCGCAGAUCAGCCCUCUGCUCGCGCUCCUUGCAUGCCUUUCUCCUGGUUUAAUGAGAGCCGGAAAGGAUCCUAUUCCUUCAGGAACCUGCCUUCAGCUCCAAGUCCCCCUCAGCCUUCUCCUGAGACUCUAAUUUCAGAUAAAACAGGGUCCAAGAAUUUCACCUUCAAUGAUGACUUCAGCCCAAGCAGUACCAGUUCAGCAGACCUGAGCGGUUUAGGAGCAGAACCCAAAACGCCAGGGCUCUCCCAGUCCUUGGCCCUGUCCUCGGAUGAGAGCCUGGAUAUGAUAGAUGAUGAGAUCCUAGAUGACGGGCAGUCUCCCAAACACAGCCAGACUCCGAAUCGGGGUGUUCAUGAAUGGAAUGUGCAGCAGGUUUCGCACUGGUUAAUGAGCCUAAAUCUGGACCAGUAUGUGUCUGAAUUCAGUGCUCAGAACAUCACUGGGGAGCAGCUCCUGCAGCUGGAUGGAAGCAAACUGAAGGCUCUUGGGAUGGCAUCAUCCCAGGACCGGGCACGGGUUAAAAAAACACUGAAGGAAAUGAAGAUGUCUCUGGAGAAGGCUCGGAAGGCCCACGAGAAAAUGGAGAAACAAAGAGAAAAGCUGAGGAGGAAGGAACAAGAGCAAAUGCAAAGGAAGUCAAAAAAGUCAGAAAAGAUGACUUCCACAGCAGAGAGCAACAGUGAGCCGUAAUACCUAGCCUCCUGCAGUAGGUGGGAAAGCUUGAGAGAAGUCCCGCCCCUUCCUGACCCCCUUCCCCAGCAGAGGAUGAAGAUGAAACUGUUGGGGAGAAUGCCACUGUAGCUGGUCCAAAGAACUGUGUGUUGAAUGCACUCUUAAUUUUAACCUCCUAAAAUAACCCCUAGCCACCCCCUUUGGUUUAUUAACAGACCAGAAAUCCCACUUUUAUCCUCUCCCUACCAGCAUCCCGUGCUGUGUUAAAGUGUGUGGUGCCUCUUGGAGGACCCCCCUGACCAACUAAUGAGAGAAGGACUCACUCUGGCAUUGUGAGUGGAGUGCCCAGAACUUUCAGUGAGAGCCCCUGAAGCCGAGACAGUAGCCGUGACUGUUAGUGUGUGGAGGGUACCUGCCUUGAGAGGGGGAAGCUGUGCUGCAGAAUCUAGGACAGUGGGCAUGUGGGAAAGGCACCCCUCACUUCUGACUGUACAGUGAGUCAGUCGUCAUGGAGAGGUGGCUGCCCAGCACACACUUCACAGCUGAGGUGAAGAGAGGAAUCAGAAAGAGAGAGAGAGAAAAAAAACAGUUGUUGGUUAACUCUAAAGGACAUGGAAAGGCCUUAAGAAUGUAGAUGUGGGCCUUGGAGGACGACAUUUUCCUCCAAGUAUCGCUGAACAAAGAAGGCAACGACAGAGCGUUGUAACCAUGGAUGCUGGGAUCUGCUGCUCCGUUUGCCGGCGCUGCGAGCCCAGUGUUUCGGCAGCGCUGACAUGCACAGCACAGCUCCUUUUCCCCAGCAAACUGAACAGGAAAUUGAUUUUUAAGGGAACCAACAUUUUCAGGUUUCCUCUCCUGGGGCCUCCCAGCUGGUCUUCAGCCUGCCUGUGACACAAUCAGGAACUUGUCACAUAUUUUCUACUCAGAAUUUCCCCAGUGGGCGCAGUCAGUGUUUUAACAAAUGUACUUUUAAGAACUUAAAACUAGAAAUACUGGUUAGAGAUUGAGAUUUGAGUAACAGUCAACCAGAGAACUUUUUUUUUUUUUUUUUUGAGCACGCGUAGUUCUUUUCUGUGAUGGACAGCCAUCAUUUGCAUUUUAGAGACAUGAAUGACUUUUCUAAGCCAUUCUUUUCCAUAAUGUAGAGCGUUCCAGGUUUAAGACAGGACCUAGACAGUGCAAGAGCCGAUAAACUUCCUUAGGGCCAGUAUUAAGGAUCACAGUAUUUCACCAACUUGAGUUGAGUGCAGGAGACUGGGGCAGGAGGAGGAGAAGAGAAACUCAUCUUGAGAUAUUUCAUACCUUGGGGGCUUUUAUUUGUGUGCUUGCCUUUAGUUUUGCUUUUUUUUCUUUUUUUUCUGGUUAUGUUUCUAACUCACAUUACUGCAUUGACUCUAAAAAAAGUGACAUCAUCUACUUUAUGACGGACAAAUUUCAAAGUAGAGCUGGAGGUCAGAUGACUCCUUGGACAUCAGCAAGCUUUAACCCACCAGGCCCUUCCACUGUCCGCAGCCUGUGCGCGUCUCCCUCAGAGGCACAGGUAUGAGGGCCUGCUUCAGGCUGUGGCGUUACAACAGGUGUCUGCUAGGGUAGGGGUCGGCUGCCGGCAUGGCCUCACCUUGUGUCUCAGCAGUGUGACUUUGCAUUUUAAUUGUUAUCUCUAUUUUUGAAACAUACGAAUCCUGACACUAUCUGAACUAGAGACUUAAUCCUGCUCUUUCUCCCACGGCCUACGUCCUUUUCUGUCCCAGAGCCCUGCUCUUCAGUCUUGGUCCUUCUGGUACAGACCCACUUCAGUCGGAAGCGUGACGUGGCAGUAGCGUUGUGCUCCGUAGCCACCAGCCCUGCUUCAUGGUUCCUCCCUGGAGUAGGGUACUGGGUACCUGCGUGUCUUCAGAUGCCUGACGCUUUGCCAUAAUAUUUUGGGAAACCAAGAGACACAUUGCUGAACUACAAAUUUAGCAAAUCUUUCCUAAUACCAGAAGACUAAGCAAAAAUCUGGCACUACUAACACUUGCAAUUGUAAAUUUCAGCCAUAUUUUUUUUUCUUUUCUUUGGGGAGGGAAAAAAAAACGAACAGACCUGGAUUGCACUGGAAGCUUCUCUGUGUUCAUUUUCAAGAGUGAAAACAGAAGGAUGAUCAUUUUCAGUUGUGUUUACACUUUGAUGAUAGUUGAAAAUGAAUGUAUAUAUUGGAAAUGUCUGUAAGUCUGUCUCUGCCUGUAACUUAUGAUCUUAGAUUGCAUUUCUUAAAUACAGUGCUCCGACGAUAAUGUUAUUAACACUCAGUGCUUGGAUCAGCAUUCAUCUGACAGUUACAAAUCAAAUUCAUAGUCCUUACAUCAUUUAUGUUUAUGUUUCAACUAUUUUGAUUUUUUAAGUUAAAUUAUUGCAAUCUUAGACCAAAAUGAUCUUUUUUUAAUAUUGCUACUUAAAGCUGGUAAAAUUGUAGAAGGCUCUUGACCUCGUUGUUCAGCAAAGGACAAAACAUAAACUGGUUGAUACAGUGUGGAAACAAAGUGAAGGAACUCAGACCUUGUGAGAAUUUUGAUUUCCUGUUAGUUCCUUUAUUGACUGCUGCAUGAUAAUAAUUGAGUUUCUGACGUCUUGCACAAUUUCUGCUUUAAUGCUGUAGUUUCAGGGUUUAUAUAGGAUUUUGGAGGGUUUUUAAGUUGUCAACAAGUGAACAAAAAGGGAAUGUCAGCAUCCUAUGAACUAUAUGCUAGUGAAGGAUAACAGGACUCAUCAGUAACCAAGUGUUUUGGGUACAGGUCAUGGUUGGGAGUGGGGGUCCCUGGUGAGGUCCUGGCAUGGGUAAAGAGCAUUGUAGGAGUCAGGGCUCCAUUAAAGGACUUGGUAAUUGAUUGCUGGGCUUAAGCCACCUCCUCCAGCGUGACUCUUCAGUACACAGUCAUUCUUUCCUUCCCCCCCUCCCCCCGAGUCAAAAGAGCCCUGUCAGAGCAGAAACCAUUCUUUAUCCACUUCAGAGCUCUCAUAAAGCCUGCUCUUCGAACCUCGACCACAAAGCUGUUCUGGGGGGACCUGCCAUCCUUUAGUUGGGGUUGACAUGGGCUUUCCACCUCAUGUAGACUAUUACAGUCCCACACUACAUGAUUACAGUAUGGUAGGCGCUAAUGCCAAACUCAGCUUCUAACAGGCACAAAAUGGGAAUACUUACUUUGUGUUCCUUUCUUUUUGGAAGUGAAGUGGCAUAGGAGAAGUGAGGACUCCUGCUACUGUUCAUGCCGGGCAGUCUUCAUCCUGAGAUCUUAACUGCCUUAGGCCUGAGCUACAGAAAUCUCCACAGGUCAGAUGUAGCGCCUGGGCCUCUAUGGACUAAGCUGAAGAUGAAGAAUUCUCUUUUAGGAUUAACUUGUGCCUGAAAACUAAAUAAGAAGUAAACAAAUUGCAUUUUACAGCUAUUUCAAGUCAUUUAUAAACAUGAAAAGUUAGAUAAAUUUCAGGAGGACCAAUCAGCAUUUAGCAAGCAUCAAGAUGAUUCUGGAGGAGAGAGGGCAAACGACUCUACAAGAAACGUCUGUACAGUGGAUAUUGCCCUGUCAAACAAUGAGAUAUUUAAGAAUUACCAAAUUCCAUUAAAGUCCAAUGAAAGUCUCUUCCCCACAGAGCUGGUGAUAGGGAACACCUCACUUUUAGGGACAGGCAUUCGUAGAGUUUGUGUCACUUGCUUAAUCGCUAAGACCCUCGUGCUACUUGGUGAAAGGUAAUUAGGAAAUGACAGGGCUAGUUUUCACGUGUUUGGGGUUUUUUUGUUUUGUGUGUUUUGUUUUUUUUUUUUUACUUGCUUUGAGUCUGGGCUCUGCCUAUCUCCAGUUCUAAAGUGGAGCUGGAGGUGAGGUCAAAAGUAAAGUAACUGCUUUUCUCCAAAACUGUUCUCAUUGUGAAAGAAUACAGGGGCGUGGUCUCAAGACAGCAUUACAGGAAAUCUGUGUCACCUGUUUAGUCCUGAAAAUUAGACUGCAGGUGCAGGCUGAUUGUGUUUGCUUUUGUCUUGAAUAUUUAAAGUCCCAUGAAACUUAGCCUUGAUCCAAAACACUGGAGGAAAAAUAGCAUCAAAGAAAACACAUUUUAAUAACUUGAAGAGUAGCAUUGAAGAAGCUGGAAUGACCACUUAGACGGAAAGGGAAAAGCUUACACAAUAAAUCACACCCUGGAUAGGAGCACCAGUUCCAUUUGUGGGAGGACCAGGGUCCUCAUCUGUUUGUGCAUGGGUGUCUGUGUGGGAGCCUCAGAGAAUGUCUGUCACUCAAGGCACCAAUCUGUAAGCACCUGGACCUGUUUCUCUAUCCUCAGAGUAGGGGGCCAAAGAAGCUCUGUGCUUCCCAGCCCUUGACCCUACCCACCCCAGACCAUUAGGACUCCAGCAAUGUGCAGGACAGUGCAAGGAGUAAGAGAACAAGCCACAAAUUCUCAGUAUGUGCAUGCCACUUGUGUAGGUGUCAGAGCUGUGUGUGUGAAUAUAGCCCCCACCUUCCACACACAUAUAUACCAUAAGCACGUGGCAUAAAAAUAUACCAUCCUUGGAAUACAGUGAUGUUAGUUAGGACCCUGGGCUGUAAUCAUAGCCUAUUGCCACUUCUGUGUUGUGUAUACAUUGAAUGGCUCAUAGAUUUUAAGAGGUGUUUUUUUUUUUUGUUUUGUUUUGUUUUGUUUUUAAUGUAAGUAUCCUACUAAAUGCACUUACGCUUCUAAAUGUUUAUAUAUUUUGGUAAAAUUGAUUUAUUAGAUCUUUGGUAUUGUAUUUUACUAAGAUAAAUUUUCCUCAAAUGUUUGAUUAAUGCUUUGAUGUCAAGAUUGCACAUUUUUUUAGUUAGAACUCAGAAGAUAUUAUGCAGCUUUGGGCAUUUUCAACUGCAGAUCGCAGUUUUUUGACUAAAUUGCACUGUGUGUUCUUGUGUAUCAACUCUCACCUCUGAAAUGAGAGCGUCCGUAGCCAUGAUGCUCCCAUCACGAACUACUGGCUCUCUGGUGGCAGCAUUCCUGUCGUGUGACCACUAUUUACUUCCUAUGCCAUCAGCUUGAAAUGGCAUUUUUGCUUGCCACCAAAAAUAACACACUGGGUUAUGAGUAUAUGUUGUUGGAAGGUGUGUACAUUCAUUUCCUUCAGCUGCUGUAUGCACGCACGCAAGUUUCUUGUUAAGGACUUAAGCAUCCCUUCAUGAAAGAACAAUUGGCCAGAAAUACCCUAAAUUGUCUUUACAGAAUGAAGCAGGAAGUGAUGCUCCAGCUAGAUAACGCUUUCCAACAGCAUCAGGUUCAAUCAGUGAUUAACAAAGUCUUGGAACAUGUAUACUCUUCGCUAUUAUUUAAUGUCACAGCUACUGCUUUUGGAUCUUUUAAUGAUGUUUUGAUGAAACCACUUGGACAUUUGCUAUAUAUCAAUGACAAGACCAGGCAGCUGAAAACUACAAGGAGAAUAAAAUUCUGUUCUACUGUAAGAUUUGAUUUGUUUCCCUCUUUCCAUAUAUAUUGCUAAAGGGAAAGUUGUUCGAAAAUGAUCUGAGUCAGGUAAGUAUGGAUAGCCUAUUGCCUGAAACUUUCAACUUGUACAUUUUGCUGUCUGAUCAUUUGCAUGGAAGAGACAAAAAGUGCCACCUCUGAUCUGUUCUCCGGUGCCUGAUCAGUGUAUGCUGUUUCAAAUGGCAUUCCGUACUCUUUGGUUUUCAGAGGCGUUCAAAGCUAACUAUACCUUCAGUGGCCCAUUGUUUUCUGACCAUCUAAAAAUACCUGUGAGUAAAUUUAAUUUGCUAGUGUAAAUACAUUUCUUGCCAAUGAGUAUUAUUGUUGUUAGGUAAUGAAUGCAAUAAAAGGAAAUACAGAGAUC